AUGUGUGGUAUUUUCUUAAGAAUUUCAUAUAUUCAAUCAGAGAUUAGAGAUGAUUAUAAGGAGAUUAUUGAUUUGGUGAAUUCUCGUGGUCCAGAUGGACUUAGAACUAUUGAAAUUGAGUUGAAAAAUAUUAAGCUAGAAAUAAGUUGUUCUGUGCUGAAUUUACGAGGAAAUAAAGGAGCAGUGCUUCAACCUGUUAUUAAUGAUUGUGGAGAUAUACUUUGCUGGAAUGGUGAGGUUUGGGAUGGGUUAGAAAUGGCAUUUUCCGAUAAUGAUACUGUGCAAAUAAUGAAAGCUUUUUCAAAGCCGUUGGCGGAUAUUCUUGAGAUUAUUAGUGAUAUUCGUGGUCCUUAUUCAUUCAUUUAUCUUGAUAAAAAAAAAGAGGAACUAUGGUAUGGGAGAGAUUGUCUUGGAAGAAGGUCGCUUUUGAAGCAUAUUUCAGAAGAAGUAGAUGAUUCUUUUCAUUUCAUGUUAUCUAGUGUUUCUAAUGGGGAGCCAUUAUGGAAAGAGGUCCCUGCAAAUGGUCUUUAUUGUGUUGAUUUGAGUCAACUUUUCAAAAAUAAGUUUGAGGAAAAAAAAAUUCCUUAUGUUUAUGAUUUUGAUCAAUCAAAGGGUUUAUGUUUGAAAUAUCCUUAUCCUUUAAUAAAUACAUCUCUUGAACCUAUCGAAUAUGAAAAACUAGAUAUUUAUGUAAAUGAGUUUUAUCAUAUUUUAAAGCAGGCAUUGUAUGUUAGAACAAUAUCUAUACCUUUAGAGUCUGUAAAUCAACCCCGUUUGGCUAUACUUUAUUCUGGUGGACUUGAUUCAUCUGUUUUAGCAAGGAUAAUUCAUGAAAUAUUGCCUGUAGAUGAGCCUGUGGAUUUAUUGAAUGUAGCUUUUGAAAAUUCUCAUGUUUUUUCUGCACAAAAAAAACAAAAUUCUGAAAAUUUAAAUUUUGGUGGAGCUUAUGAUUGUCCGGAUAGAAUAACAGGAUUGAAUGCAUAUAAAGAGUUGUGUGAAGUAACUAAGAAUGAAAGGCUGUGGAGAUUUAUUCAGAUCAAUGUUCCAUAUUCUGAAGUAAGUUACCACAAAUCAACAAUAGUAAAAUUAAUGCAUCCUAAUGACACUUUUAUGGAUUUGAGUAUUUCAACGGCUUUUUAUUUUGCCUCACGAGGACAUGGAUUAUUAAAAUCCGCAGAUAAUUCUUUAACAACGUAUAAUUCUGUAUCCAAAGUUUUAAUUAGAGCAGAUGAACAAUUAGGGGGAUACUUACAAUACUUAAAAAGAUAUAAAAAUGGUGGGUGGCCUGAAGUAAUUGAUGAGCUUUCUUGCAAUAUUUUAAGAUUAUCAUAUCGUAAUUUAGGUAGAGAUGAUAGGAUUGUAUCUCACCAUGGUAAGGAAAUAAGAUACCCAUAUCUUGAUGAAAAUGUUGUAAAAUUUUUGUGUAAAUUACCUGUGCGAGGAAAAAUGGAUUUCAGCAUACAAAAUGGAGAUAAACUUUUAUUAAGGAAACUUUGUCAAAAACUUGGGUUAAUAUGUACAAGUAAAGAAAAGAAAAGAGCCAUUCAAUUUGGAAGUAGAAGUGCAAAAAUGGAAACAAAUAUUUCUAAAAAGGUUAGUGGAUAUGAUAAAUUUGAAAAAUAA
This is a messenger RNA of Pneumocystis jirovecii RU7, 1623 nucleotides long. RefSeq lists its product as uncharacterized. The record is from RefSeq and is a predicted model, not a curated record. Gene Ontology annotation, molecular function: asparagine synthase (glutamine-hydrolyzing) activity. Lineage: Eukaryota; Fungi; Ascomycota; Pneumocystomycetes; Pneumocystales; Pneumocystaceae. The transcript has 9 exons. Bases 1 to 1623 code for a protein of 540 amino acids.